GCGGCCGCUGCGCCCCCCGAGAGCCCCGGUACCCCGGCAUGGCGCGGCCCCCCGUGCCCAGCUCGCAGAAGGCGCUGCUGCUGGAGCUGAAGGGGCUGCAGGAGGAGCCCGUGGAGGGGUUCCGGGUGAGGCUGGUGGACGAAGGGGACCUGUACACCUGGGACGUGGCCAUCUUCGGCCCCCCGGACACCCACUACGAGGGUGGGUACUUCAAGGCUCGUCUCCGGUUUCCCAUCGACUACCCCUACUCUCCUCCUGCCUUCAGGUUCCUAACCAAAAUGUGGCACCCCAAUAUCUACGAGACGGGUGAUGUCUGCAUCUCCAUCCUCCACCCGCCCGUGGAUGACCCGCAGAGCGGGGAGCUGCCAUCGGAGCGCUGGAAUCCCACCCAGAACGUGCGAACCAUUCUGCUGAGCGUGAUCUCGCUGCUGAAUGAGCCCAACACGUUUUCCCCAGCCAACGUGGACGCCUCCGUGAUGUACCGCAAAUGGAAGGAGAGCAAAGGGAAGGACCGGGAGUACACAGACAUCAUCAGGAAGCAAGUGCUGGGCACCAAGGUGGAUGCUGAGCGGGAUGGAGUGAAGGUCCCCACCACGCUGGCUGAGUACUGUGUGAAGACCAAGACUCCAGCCCCAGAUGAGGGCUCAGACCUCUUUUAUGAUGACUAUUACGAGGAUGAUGAGAUGGAGGAGGAAGCAGAGAGCUGUUAUGGUGAUGAGGAUGACUCUGGCAAUGAGGAAUCUUGAUGGCCCUCUGGCAUUGCAAAACUUACUAUAAACUGCUGAAUUUUACCUCAGCUAGAACAAACUGGUUUGAAUUUAGGAUCUGUCAGCCCUGAAAUUAACUCUCUACCUCGCAGGGAGAUUGUUCUGCUGUUGCAAAGGAAAUCCCAUCGCUCUCUUUGUAGGAAAAGAUAACCCCCUAUUUUACAAACUUCCUGGGGAGGGUGGGUGGAGAGGGGGAAGCUGUGUUGGGGCAUUCACAAAGCUGCAGAAACUGGGAUGCUGUGGCUCUGCCUGGCUGAGGAGUGACAACCAGGCCUGGUGUUGGCUGCCCUUUGUUUGGGUAUGUUUAUCUCCUCUUCAGCCCCAUGGGGUAGGGGCAGUUUUGGGGGGCUUUUGGGGGUCGUGAGUGGUUGCUUUGGUGGGGGGCAGCUUGUGAGUGCUGUGUUGUCUCUCAACACCUUUUGGGGUUCACCCUGCAGCCCUCUAGGCUGUCCCCACAGGACCCUUCUGCCUCCCCUGCUCAUGAUGCUGGCGCUGUGUUCACAGGGAGAAGAGCAUCAGGGAUGACGUGCCUGGCAGCCACCAGCACUGGGCAUGUGGGGAUGGUCUGUUUGUGGUUUUUAACUAGCUGGGAGGGAUGGGGUCAUGCUGAGUAUUUCUGCUUCUGGUUUUCUUUGGACACUAUUUAAUAAAGUUCUUCCAGGGAAGGAUUGUGAUGCA
This is a messenger RNA of Corvus hawaiiensis (hawaiian crow), 1445 nucleotides long. RefSeq names its product cell division cycle 34, ubiqiutin conjugating enzyme (gene CDC34). Gene Ontology annotation, molecular function: ubiquitin conjugating enzyme activity. Lineage: Eukaryota; Metazoa; Chordata; Aves; Passeriformes; Corvidae. The record is from RefSeq and is a predicted model, not a curated record. The transcript is spliced from 5 exons. The coding region runs from base 39 to 746 and encodes 235 amino acids. Gene Ontology annotation, biological process: protein polyubiquitination; ubiquitin-dependent protein catabolic process.